AGAUUUUAUUUAUUGAAAUCAAUAAAAUUCACUUGACAACGAAUAGAUAGGGUAACGUCAAAGUUUUGUCAAUAUUUUUAUUUGAAUAUACAGCGUCAUCAGCAAUUCGACCAUUCCUUUCUGAAAUUCUGUGAAAAGAGUUCCGACAAUGUCAGUUGUCACUUUCGAGAAACCUAUACAACACAUCGGAUUGGCCGAUUGGCAAGCGAAGCAGUGGCAGAACCAGCAGACCAACGACACGCGUAGAGAUGAAGCCUUCAACUUGCGCCACGAAAGUCGACAACUGCGCAACGAAACGCGCAUUAGGACCGACUGGGAUACCUACCACAACAACGUCCGCCUAGCGGACAGAGUAACCGAGCUAGACAGAUGGAGGGACCUCCUGCAGGCCUGCCUGGACAGAGUCAAUUCCGAGAUCAACGCCCUGAAGGACGAGAAGUUUUCGACCGAGAGGGAAAUCGACGCCCUGGGAAUCCCCCUGAGCGUCGUGUCCGAGUGCAUCUCGAUGAGGGACAACAGGCUGGGGGCCGAACUGACCUACGACGACGCGGACACCGAGCUGAAGAAGGAGUUAUGCGUCGUGGAGGCUGUCAAGAAACACCUAAUGGAACGCUGUCUGGCCGCAUGGGAGAAAAUCAACAAAUUGCAAGAGGUCAAGUUCAAACUCGAGCUGGACUUGAACGAUAAGACGGAAGCGAGGGAGGUCGAUAAAGAUCAACUGACGUUGGACAAGAACUGCGCCAACAUCAGUCACAAGACGGAUCCGCUUAGGAUUGUCAAAAGUUCAAUCCCCUACGAGUCAUGGCUAGAACACUCACGCUACACCAAACUGCUGGCGGACAGCGAGCUCCAGGACACUUACAAACUGCGCGAAGCCCUCUUCGUGGUGAGAGAACGCUCUAGAAACGACAUGAGGGCGCAGAGGGACACCGUGGACUUCACCCUGCGAAAGAGGAUUUACGAGACGCAGAAGGCGAGAAACGAACUGGAAUGGCAGCAGAAGAAGAUGAGGGAGGAGAUGGAGAGGGUCCAAGCCGAGAUCAUCAACCUGGAGAACUCCAUCCAGGAUAAGGAGGACGCCAUGAAGCUGGCGGAGACUAGGCUGGAGAACAGGUCGUACAGGCCCGGCUUCGAGCUAGCGAGGGACGAAGCAGAGAACGGUCUGAAGGACGAGGUUAUGCAGCUGAAGCAGACCCUGGCGGACAUCUUCAACAAGCUGAAUUGCGCCAAGGCCACUUAUAACGCUUUGGAGGAUCAGCAGCUGAUCAUCGAUAAGGACCUGGCGAAUAAAAGUCAGUCGCUGAUGACGGACGUGAGGUGUUUGGACAUGAGGAUCAGGUUAAGAACUGGGGAGUUCGCUGGACCGGCGACCGAUACCGACAGGAACAUCGUCUUGACUAGGAUGGAGAACGAAAUCCCUCCAAAUUGAGGGAUUUGUAUUGGUUCGCUUUCGUGUGUUCGAUAGUAUCAAAUUUUUGACGUCUUUGUGUUGCUCUGUGUACUAGAAAGUGUUCGAUUAGAUAAAGAUGAAUGUGUUCAAAUGAAAUUCAAGUGUCAAAUAAACAUUUCUGAAUUU
This is a messenger RNA of Coccinella septempunctata (seven-spotted ladybird), 1576 nucleotides long. RefSeq names its product tektin-2. The transcript is spliced from 5 exons. The coding region runs from base 149 to 1429 and encodes 426 amino acids. Gene Ontology annotation, cellular component: nucleus; microtubule cytoskeleton. Lineage: Eukaryota; Metazoa; Arthropoda; Insecta; Coleoptera; Coccinellidae. The record is from RefSeq and is a predicted model, not a curated record. Gene Ontology annotation, biological process: cilium assembly; cilium movement involved in cell motility.